AUGGGCGCUGCUCUGCUCAGCAGCAUCGGUGGACUUGUGCGUGGAGAGGUAGAAAUCUACGAAAUCUUUGAGACGGUGGACAUGCUUGACCUGUGGCGACAGCAACCGGGAACCAUGCGCCGCGGUGCUCAGAUCUUGAAGACCUUGUACGACACACUCCACUUGCUGCAUGCCUUCUACGAACAGCUACUAAAGAGCCCGCCCCCACGCACCCUUCGGAUCAGCUUGCUCACCAGGGAGGUGCCUGUCGCGCUGCACGACGCUGCACGGUAUAGCCGGGUCCGGAUGCUACAGAAAGACGGAAACCCAUGCCUCUUCACCUACCGCGAUCCCCAGACGGACCAGAAGUUUGUGGCAAAGAUCGUGCGCGGCCUCAUCAACGGGGAUGUCCACUCCACCUGGGCGCUGGCUGGGUACGCGCCAAAGCUGGCAGCCGAGCCCGAGGUGGUGGCAGUGGACCUGGACGGCCCUUUGAUUCUCCUGCGCAUGGAAUUUUUGAGCACGGCCGUCUGGCGGUACCCGCCUGAGCUACUGGAUGCUGAGAAGCCGGCAGCACUCGACGCAGCCAAGCGUGCACUGGAUGUGGUGCAUGGCCUGGAGCUGCCUAGCGGUGGAACGGGCGUGCACGGCGAUUUGCGGGCCCCGAACGUGCUGUUGCGGGGGGACGAUUCAGGUGUCUGGCAUGUUGUUUUCUUGGACUGUGAUUGGUCCGGGGAACUCGGCAACGCUCGCUACCCUGACCUGCCCAAUCGCAGCCUUCAGUGGCCGCCUGGCGCAGAUUGGGAUGAGCUGAUCACCCAGGAGCAUGACCGAUGGCAACUUGAGCACGCAUUUGCUGUGCGAAUCGCCCUCAUGCACCUCUUUGUCCAACGCCGCUUGACUCAAACAAACAACCAUGUGUAG
Molecule: messenger RNA, 903 nt
Organism: Coccomyxa subellipsoidea C-169
Lineage: Eukaryota; Viridiplantae; Chlorophyta; Trebouxiophyceae; Coccomyxaceae
Exons: 5
Coding region: 1-903 (300 amino acids)
Source: RefSeq, a predicted model, not a curated record